Molecule: messenger RNA, 2644 nt
Organism: Poecile atricapillus (Black-capped chickadee)
Lineage: Eukaryota; Metazoa; Chordata; Aves; Passeriformes; Paridae
Product: zonadhesin-like
Exons: 2
Coding region: 383-1540 (385 amino acids)
Source: RefSeq, a predicted model, not a curated record
CGCGCUGGGAAUGGGGGGAUGAGGUGAAAUUAAAGGAGUUAAAUUAGAAAUUAAAAUGAGGGUUGGUGGAAAAGCUCCUGACAAAUUCUUCAUCCUUUCACGUGAAUUAUCCAUGGGUUAAGAAAGGAAAGGGAUGGGAUUUUCCUGAUUUUUAAUCCUGGCUUGGAAAAUUAGGAAAAAUUCCAAACAAACGGAGCUGGGAUUUGCCCUUCCAUGAAUUUUUUUGCCUUUUCCAAUCUUUAAAUGGAAGGUUCCCUGCCCACGGAGCAGGGCUGGAGCUCAAUCUCUGAGGUCCUUCCAAGCCCAAGAAUUCCAUGGAAAACUCAUCCAGAGUUUUUGUUAAUAGGAACCACCGCUCCUCCAACUCCAAAGAAUUCAGGGAAUGAGCAGAGAUCCCAGGAGCACGGAAUCUGUCACCCAAGAAUCCGCAGGAAAUCUUCUCCUGGUGCCCAGGAGUGACUGUGGAUACACAAAAUCCUCUUCCCAAAUCCCUGAGAGGACAAAUUCCCUGUUCCAAAGGACAAAUUCCCUGUUCCAGAGAACAAAUUCCCUAUUCCAGAGGACAAAUUCCCCAUUCCAGAGGAAAAAUUCCCUAUUCCAGAGGACAAAUUCCCCAUUCCAGAUGUUAAAUUCCCUUUUCCAGAAGAUAAAUUCCCCUUUCCAGAAGACAAAUUCCCCAUUCCAAAGGACAAAUUCCCCGUUCCAAAGGACAAAUUCCCUGUUCCAAAGGAUAAAUUCCCUAUUCCAGAUGUUAAAUUCCCCGUUCCAGAGGACAAAUUCCCCAUUCCAGGGGGCAAAUUCCCCAUUCCAGGGGGCAAAUUCCCCAUUCCAGAUGUUAAAUUCCCCUUUCCAGAAGACAAAUUCCCCAUUCCAGAUGUUAAAUUCCAUUUUCCAGAAGACAAAUUCCCCAUUGCAGAUGUUAAAUUCCCCAUUCCAGAUGUUAAAUUCCAUUUUCCAGAAGAUAAAUUCCCCUUUCCAGAAGACAAAUUCCCCAUUCCAAAGGACAAAUUCCCCUUUCCAGAAGACAAAUUCCACAUUCCAAAGGACAAACUCCCUGUUCAAGAGGACAAAUUCCCCAUUCCAGAGGACAAAUUCCCUUUUCCAGAUGACAAAUUCCCCAUUCCAGAUGUUAAAUUCCCCAUUCCAGAUGUUAAAUUUCCUACUCCAAAUGUUAAAUUCCCCAUUCCAGAUAUUAAAUUCCCCGUUCCAGGGGACAAAUUCCCCAUUCCAGAUGUUAAAUUCCCUGUUCCAGAUGUUAAAUUCCCCGUUCCAGAUGUUAAAUUCCCCGUUCCAGAUGUUCAGGAACCAGCCCUGUGCCAUCAUUCCUCCCUGGGAAUGUUCCUGGAGCGGGGGAAUUGCCGUGGGAAGGUUCCAGAAAUCUUUUAUCCGUCUCUCUUUCCUCGUGGCAGGGAAAUCCCGAAUCAGAAUCCAGAAUCAGGGAAUCCCAUCUCUCCCACCACCAGGAGCACUGAGACCACCCCAACCCUUCCUUUUCCCUGGAAAAAAAAUUCCCAUUCCAGAGUCAUCACUGAGCCACUGAACUCAACCAGAUCCUGGAAUUCUCAACUUCCCAAAAAAAUUCACCAAAAAUUUGGUGAAAUUUCGGUGAAAAAAAAGAGGGAGGAGAUUUCCAGGUGCAAAAAGCUCUGGAUGCAACCACGGAAUUCCAGGCUCCGUGUGGUGCCCAGGUUUGUCCUGGAUGGAACACAGAGCACGACAACACCUGGAAAAAUCCAAAAAAAUCCAAAAAGAUCCUGGAAAAACUGCAGGAAUGCUCUGUGUGGGAAUUCCCUGCCGUGGAGAAUUCCCAGGGAUUGGAUUCGGGCACCGACAGCAAAAAACGUUGAUUUUUAAUUUGUAAAAUUUGGGUUGAGUCUCUUGGAUUUAAAGGCUCUUUGUGGCCACUGAAACUUCCUGAGGAUGAGGAAGAAAAUCCCUGGAAUUCCCCCUUGGAUCAUGGAAUUCUCGGGAUAAUGAUUUUUUUUUCAAGGAAUCUUCUUUCCAAUGCCCCAAAUUGUCGCUGGUUCAGCAGGAGAGGGAGGAACACGAGCAGGAAUUCCAACCCCAGCACUGCUGGAAGCAGCAGGAAUCCAUGAAAUCCUCAGGAAUUUUUUUUGGUGGAUAUUCCAGGUUUUUCCCACCUUGGUUGCUGCUGGAAUUAUCCCAGAUCCUUGGUCAGCUCUGUUUUAAAGGGGGAAAAACUCCAAAAAAAAAAGCAAUUUUUAAAGAUUUUCCAAUUCUUUGCACCACAGAGGGAAGAAAAUCCUUGGAUUGGUGAAUUUAGAGGGAAUUCAGCCAUCCCAAAAUUCUGCAGCUCCAGAAUGCUGGAGCACAAAAACCACUGGAAUUAUUUCAUUUUUGUCCUUUUUUUAUGGAAAAGUGGCAAUGCUGAUCUCUCACAACAAAUCCUCAUCACCACACUGGGAAUUCCAGAAUUCCAACCAGGAAUUCCAGCUAAAAUCAGUUUUCCAGGGAAGAAACUGAAGGAUUUGAUGUCCACAAUCCCCUGAAUUUCUCCCAAAAAGUGUAACUGGAAUAUCUGAAAUUCCCAUUUUUUAAUGGAAGCUCAGCUGUGUUCCUUUGAACAAUUCCAGCUUUCUUGAAAUUCUAUUUUAAAUUCAUCUUUUUAUUUUAUAUUUUUUUA